Molecule: messenger RNA, 1191 nt
Organism: Schistosoma mattheei
Lineage: Eukaryota; Metazoa; Platyhelminthes; Trematoda; Strigeidida; Schistosomatidae
Source: the annotation of a GenBank genome assembly
AUGUCAACUCCAAUUUCUAGUCUAAACAGUUUAUUUUCAUUCACAUCUCCUGCUGUAAAAAGACUUCUUGGUUGGAAACAAGGAGACGAAGAGGAAAAAUGGGCUGAAAAAGCGGUUGAUUCACUUGUAAAAAAACUUAAAAAGAAAAAGGGUGCACUUGAAGCUCUAGAGCGAGCUUUGACUAAAGAAAAUGAGGUUUGUAUUAACCCUUAUCAUUAUCAGCGAGUUGAAAGUCCAGUUUUGCCUCCAGUCCUUGUUCCUCGGCAUAGUGAAUACCCUAGUCUUAGCACUGUAACUCCAUCACCGGGUUUAUCACACUGUGGAAGCAGUGGAAUAUCUAGUUCCCGUUCAGCAUCUAAUCUGGGAAUGUUCCCGAUGACAGACUCAGCAAUGCCUUACAAUGUAAAUUAUCCACACAACUUCAGUCAUUCUCCGUCUCUUCCUCCCGGAAAUAGUGGAACUUCUACAGACAGUGCAGUUGCUGGACCUAUCCAUUCACUUAAUAGUUCGAAUCUUCAAUCCGGUUACCAAACUCAACCCAAUCAAGAACCGGCUACCUCUGGACAAACUAUGCAUCCAGUCAAUUAUCAAGAACCGAAAUACUGGUGUUCGAUUGUUUAUUAUGAACUAAAUAAUCGUGUCGGUGAAGCAUUUAACGCUUCACAAUUAAGCAUAAUCAUUGAUGGCUUUACAGACCCAUCAAAUAAUUCAGAUCGUUUUUGUCUUGGUCUUUUGUCGAACGUAAACCGAAAUUCUACAAUCGAGAAUACAAGACGUCAUAUUGGAAAAGGCGUUCAUCUUUAUUAUGUUGGUGGUGAAGUUUACGCUGAAUGUUUAUCAGAUAGUAGUAUAUUUGUACAAUCGCGUAAUUGUAAUUAUCAUCAUAAUUUUCAUCCAACUACAGUGUGUAAAAUUCCACCUGGUUGUUCAUUGAAAAUAUUCUCAAAUCAAGAAUUUGCUCAUCUACUCAGUCGUACAGUACAUCAUGGUUUUGAAGCUGUUUAUGAAUUAACUAAAAUGUGUACAAUACGUAUGAGUUUUGUAAAAGGUUGGGGUGCUGAAUAUCAUCGACAAGAUGUUACAUCUACUCCAUGUUGGGUUGAAAUCCAUUUGAAUGGUCCAUUGCAAUGGCUCGAUCGUGUACUUACACAAAUGGGUACACCAAGAAAUCCGAUUUCAUCGGUUUCAUAA